CGCCAGCCAGAAAACCCAUCAGAAUUCAAGCAAUCUUCUACCCUGCAUGGUCGCCAGCUGUACUCAUUUGAUUACUUAGUCACUGAUACAAUGUUUCCUGCAACUUUCAAACUCUGUGCUGGUAUUUCCUAUCGUCACAUGCGAAAUAUGACAGGUUUGAGGAAGAACGCAAUGGUGGCGAUCCACCAUGAGUUAAGCCGUCUGUCAUGUCCAGGGCCAAGCAGCUGGAUCAGCAACGUGCGACGCAGGAGCUCGCUGCGCAGCAACCGAAUUGAGGAAGAGCCAUGUAGCGAGGUGGACCUGGCCUAUGUAAAGCAGGGACAGGAGGCCUUGCAGAAGUCUAUCUGCAUCCUCAGUGAACAAAAUGGCUGGCAGACAGAAAUUGUGACAGCCAGUGGUGAUAAGGUCCUGAGCAAGGUGCUGCCCGACAUUGGUAAGGUGUUUAAACUGGAGGUGGUGCUGGAUCAGCACCCUGAUGAUCUCUAUAAUGAACUAGUAGGAAACAUGGAGCAGAUGGGGGACUGGAACCCAAAUGUCAAACAGGUCAAGAUCCUCCAAAAGAUUGGCCAGGACACCAUGGUGACUCACGAGGUUUCCGCUGAGACUCCCGGUAACGUGGUCGGGACGCGGGACUUUGUAAGUGUGCGCUGCGCCAAGCGGCGAGGCUCCACAUGUUUCCUGGCCGGAAUGUCCACCCAGCAUCCGGGAAUGCCAGAGCAGAAGGGCGUUGUGAGGGCAGAGAAUGGACCAACCUGCAUUGUGAUGCGCCCAAAUGCAGACGACCCAGAGAAGACCAAGUUUACCUGGUUAUUGAGCAUAGACCUUAAGGGAUGGAUACCAAAGUCUAUCAUCAACAGGGUGCUGUCUCAAACCCAGCUGGAUUUUGCCAACCACCUACGAACAAGGAUGGGACCCAGCGGUGGGCUGGAGGCAGCCUUGGCCUGCUGACCCCUCCAGCCCAUGGCUGCACGUUGACGUUUGGCUUCUGAACACGGGAGCCGCUGGCAGACUCCCUCUUAAGAACCUGCCCAGCCAUGAUCUUCUUCUUCACACCCACUUUUGUAAAUACUACACACAACAAGAGGAAAAUGUAGCCCAGCCCUCAUUUAAAAGAGUUCAGUGAGAUCGGAUGCCCCAUUUCAGACCAGAAUUUGUAAUCCAGACUGAAGAUGUACCAGACUAUCUGGCUAUACAAGUUCCUUUUCCCAUCAUGGAGGUCUUGGACAACAGCUCCUCCUGCUGAACCCGCCUCUGUUUCCUAUACCUCCUGCACAUUUAUCUGCCAUAUAUCUAGUACAUUCUCCCUCCAUCUGAACAUUUCUGGCCCACGCGUCUAUGCAUUUCCCAUCACCCUGUCACCUUGUUUGUAUAAAGAAAAAGCACUUUUUAAACAUUUAAUAUUUAUUACGUUCAUGUCAUUGCAUCACCCUGGGUAAGGAUGUCUGCCAAGUGAAUAAACAAAUAUGAUCUAAA
Molecule: messenger RNA, 1473 nt
Organism: Clupea harengus (Atlantic herring)
Lineage: Eukaryota; Metazoa; Chordata; Actinopteri; Clupeiformes; Clupeidae
Gene: star
Product: steroidogenic acute regulatory protein
Biological process (GO): steroid biosynthetic process; regulation of steroid biosynthetic process; intracellular cholesterol transport
Cellular component (GO): mitochondrion
Molecular function (GO): cholesterol binding; cholesterol transfer activity
Source: RefSeq, a predicted model, not a curated record